AUGUCCAUGUCUGAACCUUCUUCACCUGCCUCAUCAAACUUGGACAGCACUGCAGAUUCUUCAAGCAGUGCCAGUACUACUCCAAGUAUUCAAAUGGUUUCGAAGUCGGUAUCCGAAAGGCUACUGGGGAAGUUCUUUGAUGCCUCCCAAUACGAUUUCGAUUAUGAGCAGAGUGGCCUGUGGUCUCCUCCGUUGCGCCGGAGUGUGUUCUUGGACUCACCGGGCAGUAUAAUCAUAUCAUGUUGUGAAGAGGAAGAAAUGUUCUGCUACAACAAACUCAAAAAUGCCAAGAUGGCUUGGCCUAGACGCUUCUUCUGUUUGAUCACUGCCUUAUGGUGCUCCCCAAGGCAAUAG
Molecule: messenger RNA, 354 nt
Organism: Prunus armeniaca (apricot)
Lineage: Eukaryota; Viridiplantae; Streptophyta; Magnoliopsida; Rosales; Rosaceae
Source: the annotation of a GenBank genome assembly